This is a messenger RNA of Gigantopelta aegis, 1701 nucleotides long. Its product is annotated as UBX domain-containing protein 7-like. Bases 8 to 1690 code for a protein of 560 amino acids. Gene Ontology annotation, molecular function: ubiquitin binding. Gene Ontology annotation, cellular component: nucleus. The record is from RefSeq and is a predicted model, not a curated record. Gene Ontology annotation, biological process: proteasome-mediated ubiquitin-dependent protein catabolic process. Lineage: Eukaryota; Metazoa; Mollusca; Gastropoda; Neomphalida; Peltospiridae. The transcript is spliced from 12 exons.
CGUAAAGAUGGCAGAAAAAAGUAAGCCUGAGAUGGAAACUGAUUCAGUUUUGCAGCAUUUCUGCGCCGUUACGGGUGCUGAAGCAAUUGUAGGAGAAAGAUUCCUGGAGGCUUGUAAUGGAAACCUCGAGUUGGCGAUUGGAAUGCACAUGGACAGCAAUGACGUGUCUCUGAUGAAUCCGCUCACACACCCGUCUACCUCGUCCGCUUUAGACGCUCCAGUCCCAGGCACAUCAGUAGCCAGUGAUGAUGCUGCUGCCACGGCUAGCACUGAAGACGAUAUAAGAGCACCAAUUCCACAGAAGCGCGAAUGUUUGAUUGAGGAUGUGCCAAGCUUUGCAGGUUUCCGACGUCGCCGAGGACCUGCCAGAUCUGUGUUUGAUGGUUUUCGUGAUUUCCAAGCUGAAGCAAGACAACAAGAACUGUUUGUGAAGACCGGUGUGCCUUCCAAGAAGAAAACUCUUGAGGAUCUGUUCCGUCCACCCAUUGACUUGACCUUCAAGGGAACCUUCCACAGUGCUCGUGAUGCGGGAACGAACCAGAACAAGUGGUUGAUGGUGAACAUACAGAACGUUCAGGAGUUUCUCUGUCAGGUGCUCAACCGCGAUGUGUGGAGCAACCCAGUCGUCAAAGAUCUCAUCAAGUCACACUUCAUAUUUUGGCAGGUUUACCAUGACAGUGAGGAGGGAAAGAAGUACAUGCAGUUUUAUGAAAUCACAACCUGGCCUUACAUUGCUAUUCUCGAUCCACAAACUGGUGAAAAUCUGGCAGUUUGGAACAAAGUCAAUACCCCAGCAUUUUCCGAUUUAAUUACAGAGUUUCUCGCUCUACAUCCUGACCCAGAAGGGGCUGAUUCACCACCCUGCAAAAAACACAAACUGGAGCACAGUUUGCUGGAAGCCAGUGAAGAAGACCAGUUGCAGGAAGCCAUUCAGCAGUCGUUGAAGCAACCAGAGAAAAGUCUGAACAGCUCACUGUUUGGUACUUCCGACUCCGAAUGUCUCUCAGACGACUUGGAAACAUUCUCCGAUUCCGACCAUAACUCGGACAGCGGAACCGAGCCAUUGAAAUCUGUAACAAAUAAAUCUCCAACAAAAACAAAACCUUGUGCUCAAAAUAAUGUAAACACUAAACACGUUGAACAUGUAAGUGUGGUGAAAAGGACUACAGAGUUGUCUGUUGCAGAGUCACGUGUUUCUUCCAAGGCAGCUAAAAGUCCUAUAAAUAAUACGUGUAUUCCUUGUGAUAGUCGGUUGGCUGAUAAAACAAAGUGUGUGGUGGAUAGAGCUUCCAGUCAUAGGUCUUCCAUUUCUUUUGUGGAGGAUUUCGGGCGACAGUCUUCUAUAGCAACAGUUGAGACGGAUGGUCAGAAGGAUGUUGAUGCCUCUGGUGAAAAGGAGGAAAUAACUAAUAACCAACAUGAGUGGCAACAUUUUAUGGGAAACCAAUCAGAUCCAACAACAAAUUUGAUGAUUCGGUUUCCCGAUGGGAAAAGACAGCAGUUGUCAUUACCUUGCUCAUCAACAUUACAGGCUCUUGUGAAGUAUGUUAUAUCAAGUGGUUUUUCUGAUGAACAGUACGAACUUGUAACAAAUUUCCCCAGACGGCAGCUGUCAAAGAUGGACUUUGAUAUGACAAUCAAAGACGCUGGCCUGCACCCGCAGGAGACAAUCUUUGUCCAGUCAAGAUGAUGACGGAUAAC